AGCUAGCUAGUGUUUAAAUAAAAUGAUUAUUGACAUAAAGAAAUAUUUGAAGGUAGCGCCGGGCACCCCAUUCUCAAAGGUGGGGCUGCCCUCCCUUCACCUGCUAGCCAUGUACGCCCCAUUUUGUUUCAGUUGGGAUGCCGUUGUGCUUUGGUUUGUGCUCUACAUUAUCACCGGCAUAGGAAUGACGGUCUCUUAUCAUAGGAAUUUGUGCCACAAGAGUUUCAAGCUCCCCAAAUGGCUUGAGUACAUGCUUUCCUAUUUUGGUGUUCUUGCUUUGCAGGGGGACCCGAUUGGUUGGGUGAGCACCCAUAGACACCACCACAAGUACACUGAUUCAUUGAAAGAUCCUCACAGCCCCAACGAUGGUUUUUGGUUCAGUCACAUGGGAUGGAUCUACGACACCAAAAACGCUGACGAAAGGAGUAGAAAGGCAUCAAAUGUAGGAGACUUGGAGAGCCAGGCCUUCUAUAUCUUCAUCCGAAAGACCUACCUUCUCCAUCAUAUUCUAUUUGGGGCUCUCCUAUUCUCCAUUGGAGGAUUCCCUUACAUUGUUUGGGGCAUGGAUUGUAUGGGGGUUCCAUGUAACAUUUCUUGUGAAUUCUGCGUGUCACAUUUGGGGAAGCCAAGCAUGGAACACCAGCGACUUAUCCAGAAACAAUUGGAUGGUGGCGCUGGUGACAUUCGGGGAAGGGUGGCACAACAACCACCACGCCUUUGAGUACUCGGCGAGGCAUGGGCUGGAGUGGUGGCAGCUCGACACGGCUUGGUGCACUAUUUGGGUCCUCCACAAGUUAGGGCUGGCUACAAGUGUGAAGCUCCCCACAGAUGCCCACAAGGCAAAGAUGGCUUUCAAUCAUAAUAAUAAUAAUAAUAAUAAUAAUAAUAAUAAUAAUAAUAAUAAUAAUAAUAAUAAUAAUAAUAAUAAUAAUAAUAAUAAUAAUAAUAAUAAUAAUAAUAAAUAAAGAGGCCUCAACAAUGUCUUUCAGCACUGCCCUUCCUCCUCGUCCUCUCAUCGUGAAGUAGACUGUGUGGCAUACGUAUUAAAUAAUAAUUGUACGUGCUUUUAAUUGGUUUGCACGGGCUGGCUGGCUAGUUAUAGUAUCGUACGUGCAUGGCAGUUAUAAUUAUUGUACGUGACAUUGGGAGGAUUAUAUUACCGCGUCUCCCACAUAUGUCGUCCCACUUCCCAUCUUCAAUUCUUACUUUUCACUCCUCGGAUGCGUUAAUAAAUGUCUUUGUUAAAU
This is a messenger RNA of Cuscuta campestris, 1247 nucleotides long. NCBI's taxonomy places the organism in Eukaryota, Viridiplantae, Streptophyta, Magnoliopsida, Solanales, Convolvulaceae. The record is from the annotation of a GenBank genome assembly.